CUACCAUCUAUUUUCAUAUCUAUGUCUCGUUCAAGUCAACAAAAAUGCCGUUACGCGACUAACGCAUGGCCGAAAGUUGCCAGUGGAUCAACUGACGUUUUUGAAAGUAAAUUCGAUUUAGCCGCAAGUAUUGAACAGGAACACGCAUUAACAUUAACUCAAUUCGGCGCACCCAUUCCCCUCUACCUCAACCAUAACGAAGAAUUUCAACCAAUUCAAACCG
Racocetra persica is the source of this 223-nucleotide messenger RNA. NCBI's taxonomy places the organism in Eukaryota, Fungi, Glomeromycota, Glomeromycetes, Diversisporales, Gigasporaceae. The record is from the annotation of a GenBank genome assembly.